AAAUGGACACCAGCACUAAUUAUGAUUAAUAUGCUUAAAAGGCAUACUCGGCAAAUGUAUUUAAAGUGGAUGAAUCUGAAUUUAUUAUAGAAAAGAGAUACAAGCCAACAUAAUAGCGUAACAUUAUGCUUUUAUUUCAGUUGGAAGUGGUGCAUAUGGUGUGGUGAUUGGUUGUGAAGAUACAAAAGCAGCUAAUUCAGAAUAAAAAAUGGUGGCAAUAAAAAAGAUUGAAAGGACAUUCGAACAUCGGUUUUAUGCUAAAAGAACAUUAAGAGAGUUGAAAAUCUUGAGAAACCUAAGGCAUGAAAAUGUAAAUUUGUAAUAAAAGACUUUAGAUAGUUAAUCUAAUCACCCUUCAAUUACCGAAAUCGAGAAAGCACUUUUACGACAUGUAAAUACUUGACUUAAAUGAAUUAAUAGUUAUUGUGUUACAGAAUUAUUGGAUACUGACUUAAAACGGGUUAUUGAUAAAGAACAUGCUAAGUUGAAUUAAGAUCACUUUAAAUUGUUUUUGUAUCAAAUUCUCAGGGCCUUAAAAUACAUGCAUUCAGCCAAUAUAUUGCAUCGAGAUCUUGUAAUACUAUAAAAUAUAUAAUAGAAACCAACAAAUCUGUUAUUAAAUAAAUAAGAUUGCAUGCUGAAAGUCUGCGAUUUCGGAUUGUCAAGAGCACUCUUAUAGACAACAAAAACACAAUAACAAAACCCAAAUAUCAUGACAGAUUAUGUUGAAACUAGAUAUUACAGAGCUCCAGAAUUAUUGUUAGGACUUAAAACCUACACUUAAGCAGUGGAUAUAUGGAGUGUUGGAUGCAUAUUUGCAGAAAUAGUAAGAGGCAAAACAUUGUGGAGAGGAUAAAAUUGUAAUUGAUAAUCACUUAUUUUAGCUAAGCAACAAAUUAAAAUGAUUUUUGAAACCCUAGGAACACCUUCAAAAACUAAGAUUAUGCAAGUAUAAGAUACCUUCGUCUCAUCUAAACUAAUUGAAUUAGUAUCAGAAUUGGGUACUCUCGAAAAGGUUCCUUGGGAUAAAGUUGUUAAAGGAUUACCACCUGAAGGAUAUGACCUUCUUGAGAAGCUAUUAGAAAUAGAUUAUAAGAAAAGAAUCACAGCUGCUGAAGCCUUAAAGCAUCCCUACUUGAAGGAAUUGCAUAAUCCAAAUGAUGAGGUAUUAAAUUCAUUCCAAUCUUAAUAGCCAACAAGAUCUCCAGUAUCCAAUAUGGAGUUUGAAUUUGAAAUGUAUGAGUUUACUAAUGAGUAACUCAAAGGUAAUAAAGUCUAUUAUUUUAGAUAUGAUUUACGAGGAAAUUCUUUUGUAUCAUUUUCCUGAUUUUAAGAAGUAAUAUGAAGACAAGAUUGUCAAUAAUGAAAGUGUCAUAAGUCAUAUAAUGAAGGGGGAGAGUGCUAAAAUCAUUGACCCUGAAGCAGAUGAUGAUUAUCCCAUUUGA
Paramecium octaurelia is the source of this 1445-nucleotide messenger RNA. NCBI's taxonomy places the organism in Eukaryota, Ciliophora, Oligohymenophorea, Peniculida, Parameciidae. The record is from the annotation of a GenBank genome assembly.